AUGCGAGUAGUCAUCGGCAAUCGAGAGAAACUCGAAUACAUCGAAGGAGAUCUGAAUCCCCCAAAAACCACCGAUCAGAAUUCAACAAAUGGCAAGCUUCCGACUUCGCUGUUGGCUCAUCCAAAACAUGGAGCCAAAACUCGUCUUGCAAUUUGCUCAACACCAAUCUGCCAAGGCGUUAUGGCGGAGCCUCGCAACAACGUUCGGAGUUGUCAUCUUUGGUGCAAUGGAUUUGCAUACUCUUGCACAAUCUGCGAUGACUUCAACAUGGAUGUUGUCUGCGCCCUCAUCACUCCUGCAAUAACACACGCACCUCACAAGAGCAAUCACUUACUCUUCAUGUCUCCCACCACCGAAUUCGGCAGCGAUGAAAAGUGCAGCUGCUGCAGCUCUACCCUGACCGGAAUCUGCUACAGCUGCAGCAGCUGCCAUGAUUUCAACCUCCACGUCAGAUGCGCUCUCCUGCCACGCACCGUUCACCACAUGUUCGACCCGCACCCUCUCCUACUGACCACAGCCACCCCCAGAGAGGCAGAGGGCGGCUGCAGUAGCAGUCGGGAUGAGUUCUUCUGUGAGGAGAGUUUGGAGGGAGAGGGGCCGCUGCGGUGGCACUACAGCUGCAGCAAGUGUGAUCAGUGGUUCCACUACAAUUGCAUUACCUCGAUCGAUCAGCUUUCUAGGAUGAAGGUGGGUGUGGAAGCUCGUGUGGAUGUGCACGGAUGUCCCAUCGCGCUUGUUCGACUGGAGGAUAGCGUUUGCGCUGGGCGGCGGUGUGGAGCUUGUGGGGAUAAGUUGAAGUUGGGUGAUGAUGGUUUGGCUUAUGAGUGCUCCAACUGUUUCUUCGGGUUGCACCAAAACUGCGCCAAGAAACAUUUAUUGAAGAUUCAUGACGAGUCAGAAUAA
Messenger RNA from Salvia hispanica, 903 nucleotides. The record is from RefSeq and is a predicted model, not a curated record. NCBI's taxonomy places the organism in Eukaryota, Viridiplantae, Streptophyta, Magnoliopsida, Lamiales, Lamiaceae.